Messenger RNA from Saccostrea cuccullata (small rock oyster), 851 nucleotides. RefSeq lists its product as uncharacterized. The transcript has 5 exons. Bases 1 to 345 code for a protein of 114 amino acids. The record is from RefSeq and is a predicted model, not a curated record. NCBI's taxonomy places the organism in Eukaryota, Metazoa, Mollusca, Bivalvia, Ostreida, Ostreidae.
AUGCAUGAUGAGGAUCAACCAUCAACCAGUCUUGCCCAUGUUUCUCUAGCUGAACUGUUUGCAGGACCGCGGCCUCAGACUUUAUAUACAAGGUACCUAAGCCUGAGGUACAUCGGCCAUGAGGAUACAUUCACUGCAAGAUGGCUUGAGGAUUUCAUUGAUUCAGCUGCCAUAAAUAGCUUGGCAACGGAUAUGUUGAGCCGAGACCUCAUUAAAGCUUUCUAUGAUGCCGCCAAUGUGCCCCAAAAGCGCAAAAAGCCAAAUGUCUUCCGCCGUGCUCUCCGACGAAUUGGACGAUGCUUUGGACGAUGCUUUGGAUGUUGCUGUAGACCACAAACUGAUUAGUGCCGAUUUUCAAGACUCUGACUUUUUAAAAUAGAUGGGUGAUCUGUAGAGCAUCAUAUAUUUUUGAAAGAUCCUUUGUAAUGUUUUUUUUUUACAUGUAAUUGUAAAAUUGUAAUAUCACAGGCAGUUGACACAUGGAUGGUGUAGCCCUUUCUUCCCAAUUCUCCCGAGAAAUUACUGCAAUUUUUGGACACAGUAUCUAAUUAAAAACGCGAAUUUAUAGCAUUUUAUUCCUAUAAUCAGAUUUUAAUUCAACUCUCCAUUUUCGAUAAGUUUCAGAGAUUGGCCCCGAUCUACCGGUACAUAAAAAUACUUGCAUUUAAUGAGUCAUCUGUAACAUAAAAAACGAGAAUUUUAGAAUUUACUUCAGACAUCAGAAUGUAAAUUUAGGCAUGCUUUUCAAGAAAUUAAUUUGUAAUAUCCUAAUUUUUAGGGAAAAGGGUUGGAGAGGGUCUUACGCCAUCCAUAUGUCAUAAUAAGGUUCAAGAUGCUCUAUUUUUUAAAAA